Messenger RNA from Amborella trichopoda, 846 nucleotides. RefSeq names its product small ribosomal subunit protein uS17z. Gene Ontology annotation, cellular component: cytosolic small ribosomal subunit; ribosome. Gene Ontology annotation, biological process: translation. The record is from RefSeq and is a predicted model, not a curated record. Gene Ontology annotation, molecular function: structural constituent of ribosome. NCBI's taxonomy places the organism in Eukaryota, Viridiplantae, Streptophyta, Magnoliopsida, Amborellales, Amborellaceae.
GGAUAUAAAAGUUUAGGGCGCAUGGUGGCGGGGGUCUGCUUUCAGAGGAUUAGGGUUUUGGAAUCUGAAAGUUGGGGACCGUUCUCUUCGUCGCCAUGGCGGAACAGACAGAAAAGGCUUUUUUGAAGCAGCCAAAAGUGUUUUUGAGCUCCAAGAAAUCCGGGAAGGGAAAAAGGCCCGGCAAAGGUGGAAAUCGUUUCUGGAAAAAUAUUGGGUUGGGUUUCAAGACUCCUAGAGAAGCAAUUGAAGGGACUUUUAUUGAUAAGAAAUGUCCUUUCACUGGGAGCGUCUCCAUCAGGGGUCGUAUAUUGACCGGCACCUGCUACAGUGCAAAGAUGACAAGGACCAUCAUUGUUCGCAGAGACUAUCUUCACUUCGUUAAGAAAUAUCAAAGAUAUGAGAAGCGGCAUUCUAAUAUUCCGGCGCACAUAUCCCCUUGCUUUCGCGUGAAGGAGGGUGAUCAUGUUGUCAUUGGUCAAUGCAGGCCAUUGUCGAAGACUGUACGAUUCAAUGUUUUGAAAGUAAUACCAGCUGGUUCUGCUGGUGGUGGUGGGAAGAAGGCUUUUGCACCCAUCUAGUUGGAUUUUCUCUACAUAUAAGCUUUUACCAAUUUUGCUCUUUGAAUUCCUUUUUGAUCUAAUCAUGGUUAGGGUUGGGAAUUUCCCCUUACUCUUUUCCGUUUAAAAACUGAGAGAAAGUGAGGUCUGCCAGAUCGCUCUCCUUCUAUUGUGGCUCAGGUAUUUGUAUUUUUUCAUCUCUUUUGUAGUCAAGAUAAUUUGAAGUCUAUGAAAUUGCUCUUAUCCUUUACAUAUAUAAGAAUCUGCGCCUUAGGGGUUUUAGACUGCA